Messenger RNA from Cynara cardunculus var. scolymus (artichoke), 1870 nucleotides. RefSeq names its product glycosyltransferase-like At2g41451. Gene Ontology annotation, biological process: response to abscisic acid; cellulose biosynthetic process. NCBI's taxonomy places the organism in Eukaryota, Viridiplantae, Streptophyta, Magnoliopsida, Asterales, Asteraceae. The transcript has 11 exons. Bases 51 to 1619 code for a protein of 522 amino acids. The record is from RefSeq and is a predicted model, not a curated record.
GAACAUCCCUACAUAUAAAUCUAAUCAUCUUCUUCGAUCAUCGAUCAUUAAUGGCGGGCCUUCAUUCAUCUCUUAGACCCACUUCAUCCUCGUCGUCGUCGUCUCAUUCAUCAGCACAAUCCUCUCAGGUUUUCAAUUCAAAAAUCUUGCUCUUACUCACACUCCUUCCGCUCUCUCUAGCAGCCUUCGCCUUCGUUCUGCAAUGGCGUGGCGAAAUCGACGAUCCAACAACCCGGUGGAGUCCCAAAGAUCGCCUUGAAUUCCCUGGAAUGGAUGCUUAUACCUCCUCCACACACACCACCCGAACCUCCUCGAAUUGUGCGGAUCUCUUGGGUCAAAGCCGGUCCGUAUCCUUCCCUUAUUAUAGGGAUUGGAAAUUCGAUUACAUAUCCGAUCUAAAACCUAAGAUAUGCAUUACCACAAGCACAUCAGCUGGCUUAGAGCAAAUAUUACCGUGGAUCUUCUAUCAUAAAGUUAUUGGUGUUUCAACCUUCUUCCUGUUUGUUGAAGGAAAAGCGGCAUCCCCGACUGUAUCUAAAGUUCUAGAGUCUAUCCCUGAGGUAAAGGUGAUAUAUAGGACAAGAGAACUUGAAGCACAACAAGCCAAGAGUCGGAUCUGGAAUGAGACAUGGCUGUCAAGCUUCUUCUACAAACCGUGCAACUACGAAUUGUUUGUCAAGCAGUCCCUUAAUAUGGAAAUGGCUAUUGUCAUGGCAAGGGAAGCUAACUUGGACUGGAUCCUUCAUCUCGACACUGAUGAGUUGAUACAUCCGGCAGGGACACGUGAAUACUCUCUCAGGAAGCUUUUGUCAGAUGUCCCAGAAAAUGUUGAUAUGGUGGUGUUUCCAAAUUAUGAAAGCAGUGUAGAACGAGAUGAUAUAAGGGAUCCUUUCAGUGAGGUCUCAUUGUUCAAGAAGAAUUAUGACCAUCUUCCCAAGGACACAUACUUUGGCAAUUACAAAGAAUCAACUCGUGGUAAUCCUAACUAUUUUUUGACAUAUGGAAAUGGGAAGUCUGCUGCUCGUAUCCAACAUCAUUUGCGUCCUAACGGUGCACAUAGAUGGCACAACUAUAUGAAGAAUCCAAAUGAGAUCAAACUGGAGGAGGCUGCUGUUCUGCAUUACACCUACACCAAGUUUUCAGAUUUGACAUCAAGGCGUGACCGAUGUGGCUGCAAACCUACAAAAGAUGAUGUUAAAAGAUGCUUUAUGUUAGAAUUCGACAGAGCUGCUUUUAUAAUUGCUUCAACUGCUACAGAGGAAGAGAUGCUAAGCUGGUAUCGCGAACAUGUUGUAUGGACCGAUAAAGCUCUAAAUAUGAAAUUAAUGAGGAAGGGAAUUUUAGCUCGCAUAUACACUCCUAUGGUGAUCAUGCAAGAACUGAGAGAAGCGGGCACCUUCAGUUCUUUAAUAGCGUCCACACAAAGAAGCCCAUCGCUUUUGUCAUCCAUUAAGGACAGUAAUACUUCCUCUAAAGCCAUUGAAGGGUUAGAUACCCUUUCGAAGAAGACGGAAGAAUCUGAAAUGAUGAGUAGGAAGGUUCUAGAAGUAGCAGACGUAGUUUUAUUGGCAGUGCCACCACUCCCUCCUCCAUCCGCGGAUGAUGAUCAUGAUAUGUGAAUGAUUGUUGGGUGUCGUGUUUAGUGUGAAUGUUCCCGAUCUUUAACCAAGCGUGAUGUACAUUUUAGGCGUAGAUUUUACGUAGGUUAGAUUCACAAAGGUAGAACAGGAAUCAUAUUGAUGCAUUUGGCGUAUUCCGCCAAGGUCGAUUUCUCAUAUCUACAGAGUAAUAUCUUAUUGUCGAAAUUGUGUUUUGAUGAGUAUAUCCGAUUUUAUUUUCCCACUCAUUACUUUUUUGUAUUUAUGUUCAU